CUCCCCGCAGCGCCGCCGCUGCCGGCCGCGCUCCGCGCUUCCGCCCGCCCGCCGCCAGCGCCGGCGCCAUGGCGGUGAAGGGGGCCGCGGCCGGCGCCGGGGUGCUCCUGGUGACGGCCAACGUCGGGUCCCUCUUUGACGACCCAGAAAAUUUACAGAAGAAUUGGCUUCGGGAAUUUUAUCAGGUUGUACAUGCACACAAGCCCCACUUCAUGGCUUUACACUGUCAAGAAUUUGGAGGAAAAAACUAUGAAGCUUCCAUGUCUCAUGUGGACAAGUUUGUUAAAGAAUUGUUAUCAAGUGAUGCGAUGAAAGACUACAACAGAGCUCGAGUUUACCUGGAUGAGAACUAUAAAUCACAGGAACAUUUUACGGCUCUAGGAAGUUUUUACUUUCUUCAUGAAUCUUUGAAAAACAUCUACCAGUUUGAUUUUAAAGCUAAGAAGUAUAAAAAGGUUACUGGGAAAGAAAUCUACUCAGACACUUUAGAAAGCACACCCAUGCUGGAAAAAGAGAAGUUUCCACAGGAUUAUUUCCCUGAGUGCAAGUGGUCCAGAAAAGGUUUCAUUCGAACAAGAUGGUGUAUUACUGAUUGUGCCUUUGACUUGGUAAACAUUCAUCUUUUCCAUGAUGCUUCCAAUUUAAUUGCUUGGGAAACAAGCCCAUCGGUUUACUCAGGAAUACGGCAUAAGGCUCUUGGCUAUGUACUUGAUAGAAUUAUAGAUCAGCGGUUUGAGAAAGUUUCAUAUUUUGUCUUUGGAGAUUUCAACUUUAGACUGGAUGCCAAAGCAGUAGUAGAGACACUAUGUGCAAAGGCUACAAUGCAGACUAUCCGGGCAGCUGACACAAAUGAAGUAGUCAAGCUAAUAUUUCGUGAAUCUGAUAAUGACCGAAAGGUUAUGCUACAAUUAGAAAAGAAGCUCUUUGACUAUUUUAAUCAAGACGUAUUUAGAGAUAACAAUGGCACUGCGCUUUUAGAAUUUGACAGAGAGCUGUCAGUCUUUAAAGACAGAUUGUAUGAACUGGACAUCUCAUUUCCUCCCAGUUAUCCAUACAGCGAGGACUCCAGCCAGGGAAAGCAGUACAUGAAUACGAGAUGUCCAGCCUGGUGCGACAGAAUCCUCAUGUCCCACUCAGCCAAGGAGCUCAUCCUGAAAUCAGAAAAUGAUGAGAAGAUAGUAAUAUAUGACCACAUCGGGCCAAAUGUCUGCAUGGGGGAUCACAAGCCUGUGUUCCUGUCCUUUCGAAUAGCUGCUGGGGCAGGUAAACCUAUUGCAAAUGUGCACAAGUGUUGUGUCGUGCAGUGAUGUGGUGGAAAAAGAUGCCUACGAAACGAGAAGAUUUUCCGUGAAACCACACUGUAGCAAGGAGGGGAAGGAAUACGCAGUAUACUGAAAUACAUAAUCAUAACAACUGUAUUGAUAAAUCAAGUCCCGAGUGCCACAUUUUUAGACUGCUGAUCGUACACUAUGCUUCAGCAUCUGGACUCUGUUUGAGAAAAGCCUCACAUACCUCACUGUCUUGUAUGUUCAUGUGACAUCA
Messenger RNA from Aquila chrysaetos chrysaetos, 1542 nucleotides. RefSeq names its product inositol polyphosphate-5-phosphatase A (gene INPP5A). The record is from RefSeq and is a predicted model, not a curated record. The transcript has 16 exons. Gene Ontology annotation, molecular function: inositol-polyphosphate 5-phosphatase activity. Gene Ontology annotation, biological process: phosphatidylinositol dephosphorylation. NCBI's taxonomy places the organism in Eukaryota, Metazoa, Chordata, Aves, Accipitriformes, Accipitridae. Bases 69 to 1307 code for a protein of 412 amino acids.